AAUAGAUUGAGCUGUUAUUGACAUAUAAUAUAUAUAAAAUAUGGCAUCAUGAAUUCGGUAAACUUUAUGUUAAAAGAUAAAGGGAAGAUGGUCUGACCUUUUGCCUAUCGGACAGUUUAUACUUAAAUGAAGUUUGUAAUAGCGAAAAACGAUUUAUGUGUCCGAUAACAUCACUUUUUUAUCUAUCGAAAAGAUAUAAUAACAGCCGAUAUUAGAUAUUAGCCGAUAUUAGUUUUGCACUUAACUUGGGAGCAACUGUGUAUAGGACUGAUUUGGAGGUCCCUAGUCCACUGCAUAUCGUUCUUACUAAAAAAAUUUUGAAAAGAAUUAAAAAUGGUUUUUAUAAACUAAGCCAUAUGGCUAGUUAUUUGAUACAGCCGUUUCAGGACAUUUGGAGUCGAUAUAGCGAUGUCCGUCCGUCCGUCUAUCUGGCUGGCUGGUGCGCACGAUAGCUCUCGAAGGGAGUAUCCGAUUUGGUCAAAACUAUAAUAUUAUUGUCAAACUUAGAACGACUUUGGAGAUGGGUAAUAUCGGUCCACUCCUUCUCGUACCUCUCCCACGAAAUGUCAACGUUUCCAACUUUGCACAUGGUAGAGAUCGGAUCAUUUCUUCUGGUACCUCCCCCACAUAGGGUUCAGUAUGUUCAAAAACAAAACCUUAAAAGGAAAUAAGCAUCCAACUCUCUUCAAAUUUCACACAUAUAAACAUUUUGCUAACACAAGAUCUGUUGUGAAGAUGAUAUAUAUCUGCGAACCCCUUCUGGAAACUCACGCGAUUCUUUGCAACUUGCUAUGCCUUAAUAUUUCUCUCAACCAGAAAGCAGAUACGAAUAUGAAAUUUAUGGUAAUUUAUGAUUUCGCAUAAAUUUGGAUAUAAUUGUUCGAUUUUCUUGUAAUUUUGCCCAUAUCAAUUUUUUUUGUAUUAGAUGAAGUAAGAAUGGAGUACUUCGGAAGACUACAUCUACUAUCUCACGCACAUUUUCACCUUUUCUAAAAAUUAUCACAUAUCUCAUGUAAAGUGAAGGAAGAAGUUGAUAUAGUCCAUACCUGGCACGUCGCAAUAUUUAUACUAUAUUAAUCAUAACACAAGUCAAAAUAUAUUUAAAUAAUCGAGCAUAGGCUGUGGGUACGUAUCUGUCGGCAAUCCUGACUGAUACUUUUUAACUUGUUUUCAUACUAAUUGCAUUUAAGUUCUCAGUCCCUUAUAUGAAGAUAUCCCCUGAUUUAGCUUUUCAAUUUAUUUGGCCCUAAGGUGGUAGAAAACAUUUUCGCAGACAAUUUUCAAUGUGGGGCAAAGUUUCGGAGUAGCGCCCACACAAAAUAUACCUCAUGAUUUUACCUAUUUCGAGGAUAUUGACCAUAUUUUGCAACCGAUUUGGGUCAAAAUUUGUAUUUGGGCUACUUUGGGGGUAGCGAAACACCUUACACAAUAUAUCGAAAAUUUAAGCGAUUGGCAGACAAACAGGCUGACAUGGGUUAAUCGUCAUUGAGUUUUACUUUGAUCGAAAAUAUAUGUGUUAAAGCGUAAUUAACUCUGACUCUUCUGAAAUCAUUUUGCCCUACAGUUGAUAUUUACUUUUAAGGCAUAUGACAGAAAAAUAGAAUCAGUUCAUGUACGACACAUGUAUAUGAACAUGUAUUUUUUGCCAUAGGUUUUUUUUCUAUUUUGUCGAGUAUAAAUCUGACACGUUGUAAUAUUUAUAUCAGUUUUAGAUCAGAUACGAAUUGGUCAGCAUUGUCCAACUGUUUCGGAACCUCCCACAUAAAUGGGCCAACAAUUUGAAUAAUCAUAACUCAAGGCGGGGGUAUAAAACGGUCGGCAAAACCGACUGAUACUAUCUUAAUUGUUUUUUUUUUACCGGAAAUAUUUUGCCAUAACUUCGAUUUCAGACUAUAUACGUCAACAAAAUCAGCAUCAAAGUUAAGGUCAGAAGUGCCUCUUCCAUGUAUAUGUGAUUUCGCCGGGAAGUAACUUUCAGCAUUUACAAAUAUUCGCGGUUGAAUUUUUAAUUUUAUAUAUUAUCCGAUAACCAUCCAAAAUGCAGAUUACUCAUCCUGUCAAAAUCAGGAACAUUUUUCUGUUUUGGUCCAUUUUACACCCCAACGACCUUUUAAUUUCAAAUUAAAAUGUACAGACCAAAUACAUGGUGGGUUUUGGACAAACAAUUCUAGGUGUUACAAACUUUCUGGCACAAUCACACUUUUAAUAUUCCCCUCCCAACAUAGUGUCGUAUAGUCAACAAAUCGAUCCAUGUUUCCUUCUGUUUCGAUAUAGUCAAAUAAGUCAACUCAUGCCCAGAUCUUCCAACAAAAAGUAGCAGUGCAAUGAAGUAAAAAAAUAUAUUUGAUUUACAGACUCUCGAGAAUUUCAAUUAGCAUUUUUCAUGGACUAGAACACAGUGACAAAUGUGUCUGAAUUAAAUGCUAUGUAUUGUAUGCAGAGACAAGCAUGUAUGUAUGUAUAGCCUCCAACUCGCUAGUCAAUGUGAAGAAUAUGCAAAUAAAAUAACAGCUAUUAAUUAAUGUAUCGGACAAACAUUGGUUCCAGAGAUGUACCUAUACAUACAUUCACACAAAGGCAUUCCCUACAUCGCUGCAAGGAAGAAUGUUUCACAUCGUUAUGUGUUAGGUAUAAACAUAAAUAAUUACACACAAACACAAUUGGACACGGUGGCGGUCUUAGUGAGGCUACGGUUAGUGGCAAUUUAAUUCUCGGAUCUUAUGCGUGGAUGUGUGUUUGUGUGUGAACUGUGAACUGAAUAAAUAAAAGCAAAGUUCAAAAUCAACAGUUGUGGCUGGUGAACACGUCAGGACGUUAUUUAUUAUCUGCCUGCGUAGGAAUGGUGGAAUUCAAAUAUAGCAGCGUAAAGCACCAACCUGUUCUGCUCACUAGUAUUUUAUGCGUCUCGCUAAAUGUAUAUAAAGAGUUCUAUUAUAUAUAUGUGUGUGUAUAUAUUUCUGUCUAUUGGUAUCAGUAAGGCGCUCCGGACGCAUGUUUGCACAGGCAUAAUGAAUUAAGGAGGGUACAGAACAUUGGCAAAAUUACCGCAGCAUUAACUGUCAAAAUGACCAGCCCGAGACAUCCACCACAAAGCCCCCGAUUUAAUACAAAAUUUGAACAACAUCAUUAUAGCUGGGAUGAGACCGGAGCAGGAUUUACUUCAAAGACAGCAAUGGCCAAAGUUGCCACUCGGACGUCAUCAUCGCCCCUUCCGUUCAAAAAUCCAAAACAGUCGAGAAAUCUUCCAAUGCAGAUCGGUGGUGUUGCCUACGAUUCGGUUACAAAGCCAUCGACUCAUCCCACACAGAGGAGUCCUUCGAUACGUAGCAAUUACAGUUGCCACAGCAGCUGCUCGGAUGCUCCAACGACAUCAUCGGCUCCAAAUACUCGGUCAAGCAGUCGCGACAAUCCGCCCCGUAGUCCUAAAAUUACGACAACGUUUGCCAAUGAUAGUGCCGACGAUGCGCAAUCUUCGGCCUCCUAUUAUCACACACCAUCGUCGGGGUCAAGAAGUCCAAAGGGAAUGUAUUCAAAUGAUAACUCAAUGGACUCCCCGUCGUGCAACUUGUAUAGUGGCAGCCAGACACCGUUGUCUCCGAGACGAAGUCCACACACAACAUGCAAAUUCGUCUUUGAAGCCAUUAGUCCCGUCAUGGAUUCGCCGAGCCGAAAAUUUGAGUAUUACGAACCAGUGUCACCAGACGUCGAUGAGGACGAUGUAAGCGAAAAUCCUGUUCUUACUGGCAGAUAUUUCGAGAGUAAUCAUGCAGGUGCACCCAUUUCGCCCAAUUUGUACGAACCACAUAGAAAUAAUUCAAAAAAGUUACUGCGUUCAUCCCCUUUGGAACAUCUGCCACGAUUCAAUAGCAAAAAUUCCCCGGCUCGAAGUGAUGAAUGGGACAUGACUGAUUCAUCGAAUAUGGGCGGAUAUCAGGGAUUGGGACCGAAUAAUUAUUACCUUAAAAGGGAUUCGUGUGUUACGGACUGCACCCAACUCUCUGCGGAAUCUGAAACCAGUACUGUGGCCACAACAACUACGUCGUUUAGUUAUUCGGACACCUCAACACGGCAAACUACAACAUCUGACCAGACUCAGGACUUGAGCCCACUCGCGGAGCAGGCCUCAAUUAUGCGCAAACGAAGACAUGCAAUUAACAUUACGUCCAAUCCCGGUUACCAGGUUCUUCACAGCUCUCAUUCAACCCUGGACCGUACUUGUUCGGAUAGUGUGGUUUCAUUGCGACACAGAAAAUCUACCAGCGAUUUAACACAAGACGGUGACGGCGAAAGAGGCAAACAUAAAUUCGGUGGGGAAUCAUCCACACCUACAGCAGCCAAUUAUAAGCCACGCAGGCGAGGAAGCUCCAAAGGAGGCUUGGCUUAUCUAGCCAGCCGUCGCAGUUCUCGUGAAUCGAUGAAGAGUGCUUGUUCAAAUGCUUCCCUGGUAUCCAAUGACGAUAUAGGACCGUUAGCAUUUCAAGCGUCAAACAGGGGCCGUCAACGUAGAACUUCGAAUUUUCUUGAACUUCCAGUUCCAGAUCACUUCCGGCCAAGAGUAUGUUCAUUGCCGGACCGCCCAUACAAUCCAAGAGUUAGCGACGAUCUUUACCGCUUACGACACUUCUCCAUUAGUAAGGGCAAUGUAGUCAAUUGUGGAGACUCUAUUAUAUCUCGACGAUCUCGCAGUAACACAAGUGUCAACUCCACAAAUAGCAGAGCUAGCGAACGGUCUCCAUUCGAUGGUUCCUGUUGCGGGGGAGGUUAUGCCAACGUGGAUUCCGUUCCGGCUUCUCCAGACGAAGAUUCGGAAAACGUCGAACCUCCACCGCCACCACGUUAUCGAGUUGUAAUGCUGGGUGAUGCUGGGGUCGGCAAAACGGCUCUGGUCAAUCAAUUUAUGACAUCUGAGUACAUGCACACUUACGACGCAAGUCUAGAUGAUGAAUUCGGCGAAAAAACGGUUAGUGUUCUUUUGGACGAUGAGGAAUCCGAAUUGGUAUUUAUCGAUCACCCGAGCGUUGAGAUGAGUGUGGAAAACUCAUUGUCUACAUACGAACCCCAUGGCUGUGUAGUGGUCUUCUCCAUUGUGGAAAAAUCGUCCUUCCGCGUUGCAGAAGAAAUCAUCAAUUAUUUGUGGCAGGAGAACUACACCAAGGACAAAGCCGUUAUUCUUGUUGGCAAUAAAGCUGACUUGGCUAGGUCACGUGUAAUUUCUUCACAAGAUGGCAAGGCUCUUGCCGCUUCCCGAGACGCCAAAUUUAUUGAAACGUCCAGUGGCAUACAACAUAAUGUCGACGAACUUCUAGUUGGCGUUUUAAAACAGAUGCGCUUAAAAGAGUCCAGAGAGAAGAAGGCUAACUCAUCCAAAAUGAAAACAUCAAGGACCCACAUUUCGCUACAAAUGGCAAAGGAGAUACUUCACAAAAUUUGCCUUACGGAUAUCUCGAAAUCGAAAAGCUGUGAAAAUCUACACGUUUUGUAAAGCAUGACUCCAAUAUGGCAAAACUGGCUCUAGUAUUACGUGUGGGUAAUUGAAAGAUCUAGCACACAAAGCAAAUGCGAUUUUAAUAUAUCAAAAAGGAGAGAACAAACCAUAUGUGAUUUACAAACCAGCUUUAAAAAUGUCACAACAGAAUGAAAUGCCCGUAUCGGAUAUAUGCCGAGAACAUUACAGUUUACAUUCAACGUACUCGGUCGACACUUUUCACGACAAAAGUUAAACCCAUGUGUUUAUAUGAGUAUUACCAAAAUUUGGGCAAUACGGCAGUACAGAACAUUCUACUGCAAUGAGGAAGUUUAAGUUUUCACGUACAGUUUUUGGUAAAACUGUAGAAACUAAACUUUUUCAAACAAAAAUACAAAUCAUAUACCUAAAUUUAAAGAACUGUUAUUUCAAUGUCAAUUUAUAUACACUUUCCAUUCCAACAUACGUACUUACAUAUAAGACAUAUUUGAAAUAUGCCCCUAAAGACAACAAUUUAUGUAUUGACUUUUAAAGGAAUACUAUUUAUUCUGAACGACUAUCAUAAAUUUCUUCCAUAAUCAUAUCGGAAUGACUGUUUAAUGUUACUGUGUUAAAGAAAUAUUUGUAUUAUGUAUAUCAAAUCGAUGAAUUUAUCACAAAUAAUUUGAUUU
Molecule: messenger RNA, 6135 nt
Organism: Musca domestica (house fly)
Lineage: Eukaryota; Metazoa; Arthropoda; Insecta; Diptera; Muscidae
Gene: Rgk2
Exons: 9
Coding region: 3065-5482 (805 amino acids)
Cellular component (GO): plasma membrane
Molecular function (GO): calcium channel regulator activity; GTPase activity; GTP binding
Source: RefSeq, a predicted model, not a curated record